AUGGAUCCUCUCCCCAUCAUCGCACGCACUUCUGGCACUUUCAAGAUGCAUACUCGCCAACCAUCCUUCUCGCGACAGUGGUCGAUCAACAGCUCCGCGAUCGAGGCAGCAGCCUUCAGCUGGAAGGGAGGCGCAAGCUGGACUGACACCGACAUGGCUGAUGCCACGCCAUACAAGUCAUCCUUGUCCAUGUCACCCCCUAUGGGAUCAGCAAUGGCACGCAGCCCCGAUUCCCGAAUGGAUAUUGAAGAGAACUUCUGCAAGAACUACCAUUGCUGUGGCCAGGAUUUGCAGGACCUUCAUGAACUCGUUGCUCACUACGAUGCCAGGCACGCUGGAAGCUCCUCGGACGAGUCGACCUCCUCGAUGUCAUCAUCUCCUCGAUCGUCGUUCUCCGCUCCGGGUACUCCGGGCCCUGAGACUGCCGCCACAUUUGUUGACCCCAUGCAGUUCGAGUCCAAGCUCAACGCUUACGUAUCUCAAUUUGCCGCCGCCAACGCCAGCCCGGCCGUUUCACCACAGCGAAUUGCUCCGAUGACUCAACCACUUUCGUCCGUAGCGCGCAGCUCAACAUGGCAGUCCUACUUCCCUGCGCAAGAUGAUGAUGAAGACAUCUUCAUGAGUGACGAAUCUGUAAUGUCCAUGCGCGAUCGGAAUCGGGCUCGUUCCUUGCCUGAUACGACCAAGUGCCUCUCCCCUUCGGUGCUCACCGCAACACCAUUGCCUAUUCCUUCUCUCUCGGCACGCCACUCCAUUCCCUCUUUAUCCACUAAUUACACGAUGGGUACGCCUCAACAACCAACCUUGUCUAUCCCCGUGCCUCCGAACAUUCCUCCUGCCCCCUUCGCUGCGAGGCACUCAGUGGUCUCUCUGCCUCCCUCCUCCGACGAGGAAGAGGAUGAUCCAGAGGCUUCUCGUUGGUCACAUAGGUCAAUCAAGGCCAAGCCGUCGGCGAAGCCAUUGAAGGAAAAGGCUUACAAGUGCCCAAACCCUGAAUGCCAAAAGUCUUACAAGAACCCUAAUGGUUUGAAGUAUCACAUUACCAAGGGGACUUGCUUGGUUGCAUAA
Rhizoctonia solani is the source of this 1068-nucleotide messenger RNA. RefSeq names its product transcription factor. The record is from RefSeq and is a predicted model, not a curated record. Lineage: Eukaryota; Fungi; Basidiomycota; Agaricomycetes; Cantharellales; Ceratobasidiaceae. The transcript has 4 exons. Bases 1 to 1068 code for a protein of 355 amino acids. Gene Ontology annotation, cellular component: nucleus.